Penicillium digitatum Pd1 is the source of this 1056-nucleotide messenger RNA. It is a transcript of the gene zrfA, whose product is annotated as high-affinity Zn(2+) transporter ZRT1. The record is from RefSeq and is a predicted model, not a curated record. Gene Ontology annotation, biological process: zinc ion import across plasma membrane. Gene Ontology annotation, molecular function: high-affinity zinc transmembrane transporter activity. Lineage: Eukaryota; Fungi; Ascomycota; Eurotiomycetes; Eurotiales; Aspergillaceae. Gene Ontology annotation, cellular component: plasma membrane.
AUGUCUUUCGAUCCUCAAAAUGUCAACCUGGAUACAGCCGAUCCAACUGAGAUUGUUUGCUACCUCAAUGCUGGGGACAACGAAUACAACGGCCGGCUAGGCGCGCGUAUCUCCGCCAUCUUUGUGAUCAUGAUUGUCUCUUCAGCGGCGACCUUCUUCCCCGUGGUUGCAUCACGUCUGCCACGCCUGCGUAUCCCAAUCUACGUCUACCUCUUCGCCAAGUACUUCGGUGCCGGCGUCAUUAUCGCCACGGCCUUCAUCCACCUUCUCGAUCCCGCAUAUGGCGAAAUCGGUCCCAACACCUGUGUCGGAAUGACCGGUCACUGGGCAGACUACUCCUGGUGCCCGGCAAUCGUAUUGGCGUCGCUGAUGGGUGUUUUCCUCAUGGACUUCGGUGCCGAGCGCUACGUCGAAGUCAAGUACGGUGUCUGUCGUGUUGACCCAGAACCUAUGAUGGCGAGUGGAGGUGAAGCGGCCCGCGUCGACUCGCCCGCCUCGGCACGCAACGUAGACGACAAGCAAAUCAAGGAGGUUGAGGCGCAAACUAACGAGCUGGAGAUCGAGCGCUCGGUUAGACAGCAGCUUGCUGCACUGCUGAUUCUGGAGUUCGGUGUCAUCUUCCACUCCGUCAUUAUCGGUCUGAACCUUGGUGUUGCCGGUGAUGAGUUCUCGACCCUUUACCCUGUUCUCGUCUUCCACCAGUCCUUCGAGGGACUCGGUAUCGGAGCCCGCAUGUCCAGUAUCCCCUUCAAGAAGGGAAGCUGGUUGCCGUGGUUCCUGUGCACUGCUUACGGCCUGACUACCCCCAUUUCCAUUGCUAUCGGUCUUGGUGUCCGUACUACUUACAACCCUGGCUCCUACACGGCCAACGUUGUUUCCGGUGUGCUCGACUCGAUCUCCGCCGGAAUCUUGGUUUACACUGGUCUUGUUGAGCUUCUUGCUCGUGACUUCUUGUUUGACCCUCACCGCACUCAGGACAACAAGCGCCUGACCUUCAUGGUGGUGACUAUGCUUCUUGGUGCUGGUAUCAUGGCUCUACUUGGAAAGUGGGCUUGA